UGUGGACUUAAUAAUUAUUUUUAGUUAUUUAAGUUCUUCGAUUAGCAACAAUAUCAAGCGAAAAGUCGGGAAAAACGGGCAUUGUUGUGCUGUGUGUGUUCUUUUUGUUGGACAAAUCCGUCGUCGUUUAACAAUUGAGGUGCUAUCGCGAAUGAAUCAGUUAGUGUUGAAAUUCUCAAAGUCAAUUUUUGUACAUGAGCCAAACAUUGAACAUCGCUCGAAUGGAUCCCACCCAGAUUACGGCGCUGGCGAAACUGUUGAAGGAAAGCGGUGAUAAAGUCCUGAAUUCUGAGUUCAAACUUACGUUAUCAGGAUCGCUGCUGAGGGCACUAAACGAUUCUUUCAGCUUGAUCGUGGACAAAAAUGAAAUUCUACCACCCCAAAGCUUCCAAGUAGUAAAACCCAACAAUGCCAAAUCAGACGUGUUCCGAGAUUUGCAGUUUGUCUACGAUUUCGUACAAAAGACAGUUAUUCUAAGCUUAAACCAGUUCAUCAACGAUGAUCCCUACGAGUCUGCCGUGGACAUAAGCAAGUUCCGUAGUUUGCGAUCACUAGAAGUGCAGAAGAUACCAAUCAAUCAGAUUAUCGGCAUGCAGCACCUCAGAGGACAACUUCAAACUCUGGCCUGCGUACGGAGCAUAUCUGAUGUAUCGGACGUAUUGGUUAGCUGUGGAGGCGACAAUUUAGUGGAAGGAAAUCAGUGGCGUUCACUGAAAAGCAUAAAUUUUGCUUACAACAUGCUCGAUUACGUCGAUAGCUCGCUCGAGCUGACUCCUUGGCUCGAGUUACUCGAUCUGAGUCAUAAUCAGCUGGUGAGCGUUUCGGCCGUACGUUGUUUGCCAAAUUUACGAGUGCUCAACCUAAGCUAUAAUCGAUUGAAUCACAUCCCGGUAUUCCAUUCGGACGCAACGCGAAAGCUUAGAGUCCUACAGCUGGCGAACAACUUCUUGGAAGAUCUUGAAGGUUUAUGCUUACUGUCUCACGCCUUGACAGAGCUAGACAUAUCGGCAAACUUUAUCAUAGACCACGCUGCAUUAUUACCGUUAAGCACCCUUUGUGCUCUGCGGUCCGUUUGUCUGUUGGAUAAUCCAUUAGCGUGCCAUCCGAAGCAUCGACAGGCUACAGCUCGCUACUUGAAUAGUGCCACAUCCGAUUACAAGUUCCUUCUUGACAACGAACCCCUAUCACGUUAUGAAAAAACUCUUACUGGCAAUUAUGAUAGCUAUAAAGCUAUUUUGGUACCCAGCAUCGUGUCUACACUGGGUAUGGUCUCUAGUGGUAGGAGCACUCCCAAUUCAAGUACCAGGAUGGCAACCAAAGACAGAGAUACCGGGAUUGGUACUACUCCGGAUAAUAUGAACCAGUCUGUUACCAGUCAGAAGAAGGUACCUAUGCGUACAGCAGUGAUAUCAGAAAGCGAUCAUGUUGAUCAGGAUUCGAACAUCGCCAAUUCUCAUAUGGAAUUAGGAAAAACGGGUAGCUCAAGGUUCAAUUUCGAGAGUAGUCGUGAACAUCUGAAAACAAAAGAGGCACUUGAAAAACUUCGUGACGAACACGGGAAUGAGUGGCUGCAAAACUAUCCUGGGCAUAUGGUACGAAAUCUGGUUGGUUUUAGCCCUGAUCAUGACAAGGAGUAUGGAAGCAUAGAACAUUACCAACCAACAAAAUCUCUAACGACUCGAGAGUACAUCUCAACGAGUCAGCAAGUAAACGCCACACCCGCAAAACCCAGCCCAAUACAGCUAGAUUCGGUGGCAACUGUUCAGCUUGAAGACGAAAUUCAGAUACUACCGGAUCCGUCAAUUGAAAAUACUGCCAAUUCGAAUAGCAGCCUUGAUCAGGAUACCAUGGAUCCAAUCGGUCUGGACGGCAUAUAUGCCAUAAGGAUAGAAGAAGAAGAAGAAUCUGAGACAGAGGAUAAUGAAGUGUUGUAUCACGCAACUGCUCGCGAAAGUGAAGCAAAAUUAUCUAUCGUCGUUUCUGAUAAGAGUAUCAAGGAAAAGGACACAGUUGGAAAAACGAAAACGCGUUGGGGGAUCAAGACAUUGGAAGCUUGCGAAAGACCAACCUCUACUCGCAUCAUACUAUCAUUUGAUAUCAUUAAAUCGGACAAAAAGGAGCGAGUAUAUGAGAUGGAUCCUCAUGAUUGUCAAUUACUUGAAAGUAGACUGCGUAAUGUUCUCUCAAAAAGGCCGUUAUCGGAGAUGAAUUUACGGCUAUAUAAGUGUGUUGUUUGUAAUACUAAAUCAGCCCGCCAAAUCGACCCUACUCGUGUUAGCGAGGAAGUGCAUAUAUGCCCAGCAUGUCAUGGUCCGUACUUAAUCCAAAUAAAGGAAAAUCAGGUCAAAAAGGAAUCUUCGUCGAAUAUCGUUGGUUCAUCUUGUAGUGAUCAACUUCCUGCCGUUUCGAACGAGGAUACAUCGAACCCUACACCCGGAACAUCUGGCAUGUUUACUGCGGAGCCAAGCAACUUCUACACAAGUGGUUCGAAUAUUAGUUUGGGUACACCAUGGAAAUCACCGUUGAAGAAUAAACCUAAGUCCAGUGGAUCCUUAAACGAUUCGUCAUCGUGCUCACGGAUAUCUCAAACAGGGAGUUCUUGUGACUCAAAUCAAAGCGUUGCCGGAAGUACAAAUUCUGAACGUGAUCGUGAUGUAGAUUUGUUGGGCAAUGACAGUGAUAUAGAAGUGUUGAGCAAUCCAAGUCAAAGCAGCAUAGAGGUCCUUGAUCGAGGAUAUCACCCAAGUCGGAAAGCUUCGGAAGAAAGGCGUAUUUCGAGCCUUGAAACUGUGAACAAGUAUAACACAGACAGCAAGGAACAGCAGGAGACACUGAGCACAGAGUUUCAGCAUCACCACCAGUUGGAGAGUAGUUCAUUGAAAAUAAGUGCUGAUGAAGAAUCACGAAAAACGGACGAGAAGGAAGAUGCAUCAAUGAAGAAAUCGCCGGGCGUUGCAAAGUUGCAUGCCCCGGUCGCAAGCAAGAAAGGUUUUUUAACUAGCAUACAUUUAACAGAGAGUUCUAGCUCUGGCUCGGUCACAGACAGUGUAUGUACGGCGUAUGAGUCAACUCAAGGAUCAAUAGAAGUAGUCUGCAAUAAAUCAAACGAGCAAGAGUCUGCCAUCACAAUUACCGGACAGGAAUCGUUGAAUGAAUCAUCUAGAAUUGAGCAGAAAACCAGUACGGAAAGUAUUUCAAUUGGCGUAGAAAAUGCAACAAAAGUACCGACAGUACAGUCAGACAGUACCGUGCUUUCAAGUGUGCUUGGAGUAGUUCUCCAGUCCACAAACAUGCUCAUGGCUAAAACCCCCAAAGGAAAGGCAGAAGAAAGUUCAGUAAAAAUAUUCUACGAGCCAAUACGCUACAACUAUUAUGACUACAGUAACGUUGACCAUCGUUUGAAGCUGUACCUAUAUCAGAAUUUAUUCGAAGACACUAACGAGUCUUUGAAAUGGUUAGUCUCGUGUAUCGUUUUCGAUGAUAACCGCGCUGAUGAGUGGCCUUCAGGAUUUGACGGUCUGUUCAUCAUGUCCACCACCAAAUUUUACGUUAUGAAAAAGGUGGCUGCAGAAAAUGACGAUCCAACUACCUGGUUAAAAAAGUAUAUUGCCGGAACAAUCGAUCGCGUUGGAAUAGCUCAACCAUUGCCUUGGAAAAUAGGUAUCAAGUUUAUCGUCAGUGCAAUUGGUGGGGUUCACGUUGUAUUGCAGGAUAUACUUCGAACCGAUAAGUUGAUGCUAUUUUUUAAUGAAAAUCCACUUCCACCUUAUUGUACCCUUGAUUAUCAACCGUCCGAUCUAUUAAACAGCAAACUUAAAAAAGCCGCCAAUGGUGAUGCUGUAAAAAUGGUGAUGAUAGUAAAUUUCUGCGACGUGGUAUCAAAUGACGAACUACAAAGCGUUCAGUUGUCGACAUUGGUCAUUACUGCGAAGCAUUUGAUGCUAGUCCCAGACAUUCGCUGGAUUAAUGAGAGCUCAGCUUAUCCAGUAGUACCGAAAUUCACGCAACUCGUGAUCGACAUUGUCGAGCUGGAAGAGAUAAACGAUUUAUCUUGUCGGUUGCACUAUGCGAACGAGCAGGAAGACAAGGAGGAAACUUGGAGUCUGAUUUUUGCUACAGAAACGGCUAAGGAGAGCACCGUAAACACUAUUUGUCAGUUGUGGGAAAUGUUUUUUGGCGUACCGAUGACAAGACGGCAAUAAAGUCAGACAAUAGAUCCGAGAAUCAAUAGAUGUUAAGUGAAAAUGAUAGGGUACGCGAUAUUAGUGUGCUAUAACGAAAAAUAGGUUUGUGAGUUAAACAACUAUAUGACAGUGAUAUUAGUGUAACAUAAUUUGUGUUGGCAAUGCUGUAUUAGUGUGUUUAACAGCGUGCUUAAGAAGCAAUCCAGGAAGUUCGCUAUUGUAUAAAAUAUAUACAUGAUGCAAUAAAGCUCAUAAGAAACUUGCAAAUAAACAAAUUUUCAAGGAAAAA
Messenger RNA from Anopheles aquasalis, 4473 nucleotides. Its product is annotated as serine/threonine-protein kinase 11-interacting protein. Gene Ontology annotation, molecular function: protein binding. The record is from RefSeq and is a predicted model, not a curated record. Gene Ontology annotation, cellular component: cytoplasm. Lineage: Eukaryota; Metazoa; Arthropoda; Insecta; Diptera; Culicidae.